Drosophila novamexicana is the source of this 2137-nucleotide messenger RNA. RefSeq names its product facilitated trehalose transporter Tret1-2 homolog. Gene Ontology annotation, biological process: transmembrane transport; carbohydrate transport. The record is from RefSeq and is a predicted model, not a curated record. Gene Ontology annotation, cellular component: membrane. NCBI's taxonomy places the organism in Eukaryota, Metazoa, Arthropoda, Insecta, Diptera, Drosophilidae. Gene Ontology annotation, molecular function: sugar transmembrane transporter activity. The transcript is spliced from 6 exons. Bases 280 to 1830 code for a protein of 516 amino acids.
AAAACAAUCGCGGAGCCGUCCACUAAAAUUAGCGGAAAAUACAAUUUUCUUUUGUAUAUACAUAUAUAUAUAUAUAUACAUGCACAUUAACCUCUAUCUAUAUAUACAAAUGUUUAAUGACCAAAUAUCAUAAUAGGAAAAUUAAAAGUCGCGGCAGAACAUAAAGAUCGAAAUACUUAUAAAUAAAGUGUCGUUAAACGGUGCGUCUUCUGAUAGCUUUUGUGUUUAUAUAACGCGUUUCGGAAUACUCUCAAUUGGCCAGUUCCCAGAGAGUUUACAAUGGACUCGGAUAAAGUAGUGCGUGCCAUGGCGCGCUGGUGGCAGACUGUCAGCCAAGAGGAUACCGAUGCCGCGUCACGCAAUCCCAUGCUCUACGAUCCGCUGCAGGACGGAGUUGUGAAGACCUCCAAGACACGUCAAUAUGUUGCAGCACUUGUGGUUUGCCUGGGCGCAGUCGCUGCUGGCACUGCCUUGGCCUGGACGAGUCCUGUGCUGCCGCAGAUCAGUGUGCGUACCCCCACCCCCGUCAAUGUUACGGAAAUUACGACCAACUCCACUGGUAAUGCGAGCAGUCCAAUAACGCGGACUGUGCCCCACGAUGAUGAGCUACAACUAACUGUCGCCCAACAGACCUGGGUUAGCUCGCUGUUGGCCAUUGGCGCCUUCUUGGGCGCCCUGCCCACGGGCUAUAUAGCCGAUACAAUUGGCAGGCGUUACACGGCGCUGGCCAUGGAUGUCCCAUUCAUUUUGGCCUGGCUGUCGAUCAGCUUUGCCAAAUCAGCUGGUUGGCUGUACUUUGGUCGCUUUCUAAUUGGCAUAUCGACGGGCAGCUUUUGUGUGGUGGCACCCAUGUACAUCUCGGAGAUAGCUGAGACGAGCAUUCGCGGAACACUGGGCACACUCUUCCAGCUGCUGCUCACAGUGGGCAUACUCUUUAUUUAUAUAAUUGGCGCCAUGGUCUCAUGGAGUACUCUCAGCAUAAUGUGCCUGUUUGUGCCAAUUGCGUUGUUUGUGGGCAUGCUCAUGCUGCCGGAGACGCCCGUCUAUCUGCUAAAGAAGGGUCGUCGUGCGGAUGCGGCAUUGUCUCUCAAGUGGCUCUGGGGCCGUUAUUGCGAUUCGCGCAGCGCCAUUCAGGUCAUACAAAACGAUUUGGAUCAGACGAGCGCGGAUGCCACGUUCUUGGAUCUGUUUACAAAUCGCGGUGCCCGCAAUGGUCUCAUCAUCUCCAUUUUGCUGAUGUUUUUCCAGCAGUUUUCGGGCAUCAAUGCGGUCAUCUUUUACACGGAAUCCAUAUUUAAGUCAGCCGGCAGCAGCUUGGAUGCCUCAAUUUGCUCCAUCAUUGUGGGCGUGGUGCAGGUGAUCAUGACGCUGACCUCAUCCCUGCUUAUUGAACGCGCUGGCCGCAAGAUUUUGCUGCUCUUCAGCAGCACCGUGAUGACCAUUUGCCUGGCCAUAUUGGGCGCUUACUUCGAUAUGAAGGAGAGCGGCAAGGAUGUGUCACAUAUCGGCUGGCUGCCGCUGUUGUGCAUGGUGCUAUUCAUCAUUACCUUCUCUGUGGGAUAUGGUCCCAUACCGUGGCUGAUGAUGGGCGAGCUCUUUCUGCCCGAUGUCCGAGCCACUGCCGUGUCGCUCACAGUCAUGGCCAAUUGGCUGUGCGUGUUUGUGGUGACCAAAUGCUUUGGCAUCAUGAUCACCGACUGGGGCUCGGACAUGACCUUCUGGUUCUUCGCCGGCUGCAUGGCCGUUGCCACAGUUUAUGUGGCUCUUGCGGUGGUCGAAACAAAGGGCAAGACCUCUAGCCAAAUACAAACGUGGCUCAGCGGCCAUUAAAGAGAUGCUUCGAGCUAAUUAAGCAGCCCAGGCCGAAAAGAAGAAGAUGUUAAUUGUAUGCCAUGGGCGAAAUGACGCAUACGCCGUGUGCCACGCAGAAUGUACAAUAUUUAUCAUAUGGUUUUAUUAGUUUAGACUUAUUUAUUUUUUAAGUACUCAGCCAAAUGUCCAGCUAGAUGGGCCAAAACAAAAAAGAUUCGCCUUGCUAUUUUGGUUGUCUUCUUAAUGUAUAUGAUAUGUAUGUGUUAAGUGUGCGGCUGUAAAGACAUGUGUAUAUAUUUAAAUAAAUGUGUGUAUAUAUAUAUAU